UGAAGUAUAGUGGGAAUGAAGAAGUAUUUAUUAAUUAGAAAUGUGGGAAGGAAGAGAUGGGCUGGAUGUCUGUUUAUUAUUGGUCUUGCAAUGGUUUUGUUGAUUCGAUAUAGUAGUGUAGAAAAAUCAUACAGCAUUGUAGAAAAAUCAGACAGCAGUGUGGAAGAAUCUCCAAAAAAGCAAUCAGUUUAUGGGUUUUUCAAUGACCAUCCGGACAUUAAUGAAGGUUCAAAAGAUGAAAAUGCCAAGUUGUCUGAUCUGAAACCAGUAGAGCUAGUAACUUUUAAGGAAAAACCACAUCUUAUUGAUGUCGAAGGGCUUAAUGAUCUAUACAGCUUGAAUAAUUUUUCGACAGAAGAGUCGAAGGCAUUGCUAGCAUGGGGCAAGAUGAGAUUGUUGUUGUCUAGAUCAGAUGGUUUGAAUGGAACUGCUCAAGGAGUUAAGGAGGCUGCUAUAUCAUGGAAAGAUUUGGUGUCGUUCAUUGAGAAAAGUAAAGCUCAAGAUGAGAAGGAAAAUGAGGAUUGUCCUUAUUCUGUGACUGCAUUCAAUACCGCGACGUUGAAGGACGGGAGCAGUCUUAGGAUUCCUUGUGGCUUAGUUGAGGAUUCAUCUAUUACUGUGAUAGGCAUACCUGAUGCAAAGCAAGAAGGUUUUCAAAUUGAGCUGGUAGGUUCGAAACUUCCAGAGGAAACAAAUCCUCCUAUAGUUUUGAAUUAUAAUGUAAUUUUACCCGGGGAGAACUUGACAAAGGAUCCCCUUAUUACUCAAAAUACAUGGACUAAUGAAUCCGAGUGGGGUAAGGUGGAAAAGUGCCCUGAUCAUGUCUCUACCGACGUGAUAAAAGUUGAUGGAUUAGUCAAAUGCAAUGCCAAAAUUUUCCGAAAUAAUGUAGAAGAAACUGCAAAUAUGACCAAUACCAGCAAUCCAAAGUCUUCAGAUGUAUCAAAUUCUAGUGCCUACGGUACUGCCAACUACCCUUUUCUUGAAGGUAAUCCAUUUACUGCAACACUAUGGGCUGGUAUAGAGGGGUUCCAUAUGACAGUCAACGGAAGACACGAGACGUCUUUUGCAUAUAGAGAGAAACUCGAACCUUGGUUGGUUAGUGGAGUCAAUGUGAUAGGUGGUGUGGACACCAUAUCGAUCUUAGCGAAAGGAUUACCUGUGUCCAAUGAUUUUAACUUGGGUGAUGAUGUUGAGCACCUCAAAGCUCCACUAACUCCUAAAAAGAGACUUGUCAUGUUAAUUGGGGUUUUCUCUACUGGAAACAAUUUUGAGAGACGUAUGGCACUAAGGAAAUCAUGGAUGCAAUAUGAAGCUGUGCGGUCAGGAGAAGUAGCUGUCCGGUUUUUUAUUGGUCUUGACAAAAAUAGGCAGGUCAAUUUUGAGCUAUGGAAGGAAGCACAAGCCUAUGGAGAUAUCCAAUUAUUGCCUUUUGUUGAUUACUACAGCCUGCUCACUUUGAAGACCAUAGCAAUUUGCAUUAUGGGUGUUAACAUCCUACCUGCCAAAUAUGUUAUGAAGACUGAUGAUGAUGCUUUUGUAAGGAUUGAUGAAGUUCUAUCUAGCCUCAAGGGAAAGGAUCCUAAUGGUCUAUUAUAUGGUGGAAUAUCUUUUGAGUCAGCACCCCACAGGGAUAAAGAGAACAAGUGGUAUAUCAGUCCUGAGGAAUAUCCGCCUGCUUCCUAUCCCCCAUGGGCACAUGGACCAGGUUAUAUUAUUUCUCGAGAUAUAGCUAAGUUCAUUGUUCAGGGCCAUCAAGAAAUGGAACUGAUGCUUUUUAAACUUGAGGAUGUUGCUGUGGGCAUUUGGGUUGAGGAAUUCAAGAGGAAGGGUCACAAAGUACAGUAUGUUAACGAUGAAAGAUUUUACAAUGCCGGUUGUGAAUCAGGCUAUAUUCUUGCACAUUAUCAGAAUCCGAGGAUGGUACUAUGUCUGUGGGAGAAACUGCAGAAAGAGCACGAACCAAACUGCUGCGAGUGAUCGUGCUGUAAUCCUGAACGUUGCAAAUCAACUAGUGAGUACAAUCUUUUUGCAGAUAUAGUGGUUUCAAAUAUGAUUCUGUUUGUUUAUUCUUUGACAAAGGUCAUCAAACUGCAAUUGUAUAUUGUUUCAUUGGCACUAUAUUGUUGUUAUUCCUAUGUGCCAUCUUAUAUUGUGUUGGUAAGCUGAUGUUGAAUGUUGAAAAA
Solanum verrucosum is the source of this 2186-nucleotide messenger RNA. RefSeq names its product hydroxyproline O-galactosyltransferase GALT3. The coding region runs from base 16 to 1980 and encodes 654 amino acids. Gene Ontology annotation, molecular function: galactosyltransferase activity; carbohydrate binding. Gene Ontology annotation, cellular component: Golgi membrane. The record is from RefSeq and is a predicted model, not a curated record. Lineage: Eukaryota; Viridiplantae; Streptophyta; Magnoliopsida; Solanales; Solanaceae. The transcript has 7 exons.